AUGGUUGUGAUAUCUAAGUCUGAAAAUGGACUUGCUCAUGUCAUUUCUCCUAAGGCUUCUUGUUCACCAAUAAGAGACAAAAGAUUAACAAUGGAACCGUCAAAAGAGUUUAUGUUCAAGUACAAAGGGUUUUACUUCAGUGUAAAUACUUCAGUCGAGCACGUAGCUUCUCUGGAGAAUUUUGAAAUCAAAGACAGUGACAUAUUUAUAGCUACUUAUCCCAAAUCAGGAACUGUGUGGACUCAGAACAUUUUGAGCUUAAUACUUCAUGAAGGCCACCGAAAUGGAACAGAAGAUAUGGAGCUCAUGGACAGAAUCCCAUGGCUGGAAUACAAUAUAAAAAAUAAGGAUUUUGCAAGUCUUCCUUUGCCUCGUGUUUUUGCCACCCACCUGCCUUACUACUUACUUCCAAGAGACCUGCGAAACAAAAGAGGACAUAUUAUUUAUGUUACCAGGAACCCCAAGGAUGUGUUGGUUUCUUACUACCACUUUUCCAAAUUCAUCACCACACUAGAGGAAGUUCCAGAUUUUAACAUUUUCAUGGAGAGGUUUUUAGCUGGCAAAGUGCUCGCCAGUUCUUGGUUCGAUCACGUUGUGGGCUGGUAUGGCCAUGCGGAGGAUUUCAAUAUACUCUUCCUUACCUAUGAAGAUAUGAAAAAGGAUCUCAGAAGUGCUGUGCUGAAGAUCUGCAACUUCCUAGGCAAGAAUCUGAGUGAAGAGGAAAUAGAAAGCGUUGUGAGACAGGCUACUUUUGAGAACAUGAAGAAAGAUCCCAGGGCAAACUACGAGAACCUGCCAGAUGACAUCGCAGACAAAAAAAAGGGUAGAUUUCUACGAAAAGGCACUGUUGGAGACUGGAAAAAUAUGAUGACAGUGGCGCAGAGUGAAAGAUUUGAUGAAGUACUUAAUGAGAAAAUUAAGACCCUGCCCAUCAAAAUCACCUGGGAUAUUAACAAUGAAAUGUAGGCUGGUUUUGAGUCUCAUCAUCCUUUGGAGUUUACAGUGGAUGGAUGUACCUGAAGUUCUAGAAAAACAAAAUACAUCAAUUUUCAGUAUGUUACUCAAUUCUGUGUUAUAGAAAUAACACUGUAACAGCUCAUUCAGAAAACUUGACUUGUCUGAGAGCUAUUCAAUUUCAUCAGUUUCCUGUUUGUAAUUUUAUAAGAUUUUUCAGUUAUUUUUCAAAGUAAACUGUGAGUUCCUUUCUUUGUGUUUGCUUUUACAUUCACUGACUUUAAUAAUACCUAAGUUGUAGAAAGCCAAGUGAAAAUAGAUUGGUGUUAAAGAUAGUUUAAAAAUUUUAUGGAAGUGUUUCUACUUGUGAAUUUCUUGAGGCUUCUUUUGGUAGAACUUUAAAUGUCUGGACUGGAAAUAAAACAUUGACCGUCUGUGCUAUAAUUCUGGUUUCGUAUGUUUGAGUUUCUAUUAGCUUGGUAAACACAAAUACUCAACUCUUAGCUAUUAAACUGGCCUUUGUAUUGCAUUCCCUUUCAGCACAGCCUUACUCAAGAGGGCAGAAGGAAGGAUCAUGAUCUCAGGAAGAAACGUUUUGUUCCAACAUUUUUUUUUUUUUUAUGUUUUUUUUUCCAGACACCAACUGCACUCACUGGUACCAAAAACCAGCUUGCUCUUCUCAUUUUCAAUCCAUCUGCUUUAGCCUUCUGACACGUUCUACCUGCUUUUUGCUGGACAGAAUUUUUUCAUGCACAGCAUGCUCUUGGCUCCUUCAGUUUAACACAGGUUACCUCGUAUUAUUAGCUUACAAGUAGUUUUUUAUAUACCCCCAAUGGUACUGUUAGAUCAUCUUUUCUCCUGGAACUUCACGUCACCAAUACCAAGAAAACUUACAACAAAACCCCGUGAUUUACAAAAUUGCUACACCCCCUGGUAUACAAAUUUGAACUUCAGACAUGGGGACUGGUGAUUUUUUCCACCUGUACAUAUUUACCCUGGCCACAGAAAACAUAAAACGAGUUCAAAGUCAGAAGACUAACGUGGGCCUUCUGAUGAGCUUACCUUCAGUACAAAUAAAGCCAGGUACAAGCUGGACCUUGAUCUUCUACUCUUUUUCCAAUGGUAGAAUAUACCAAAAAGUCCCAUUGUAGUAAUAAAAAGCCACCUACCCCUCAUACCACCCACACAGUGUGCCACAGCCCACUGAUACCAGCUACCUCUAUCAGCUGGCAGAUUUCACUAGCAUUCAGUGCUAAAAGGAAAAUCAUGUUCAUGGCAAUAAAUGCACCUAUGUGAAAGAAUUAAACCUGUGAAGUCUCUCCUCUGUCUUCUAAUUGGAGCAAAGUUGCAACGCGCUGACAGGAUAAUAAAAAAAAUAAAACAAAAAACCUAUCAGAUUUUGCAAUAAGAGAGCACAGGUAUGUGUCUGCUCUUUCUCUCAGGAUUCAGGCUAUCUGCAGAUUGGAUCCUGGAACAGUCUACUAUCUGGUCCAAGAAACUUUGGACUUACUUCAGCAACCACACAGUUAAAACUGGAGGUACUUAGGACACAUCUUAUCCUGAUGGUUAAAAGCAGAAAGACUGAAGUUGAAUCUCCCCGGGGAACUG
Messenger RNA from Cygnus olor (mute swan), 2562 nucleotides. RefSeq names its product amine sulfotransferase-like. Gene Ontology annotation, biological process: sulfation. Gene Ontology annotation, cellular component: cytoplasm. NCBI's taxonomy places the organism in Eukaryota, Metazoa, Chordata, Aves, Anseriformes, Anatidae. Gene Ontology annotation, molecular function: sulfotransferase activity. The record is from RefSeq and is a predicted model, not a curated record. Bases 1 to 966 code for a protein of 321 amino acids. The transcript has 7 exons.